Molecule: messenger RNA, 865 nt
Organism: Cadophora gregata
Lineage: Eukaryota; Fungi; Ascomycota; Leotiomycetes; Helotiales; Ploettnerulaceae
Exons: 2
Coding region: 1-804 (267 amino acids)
Source: RefSeq, a predicted model, not a curated record
AUGACAAGCCCCAAGGAGCACCACAUGGUAGCAGCACAAGCUGAUUGUGGUUUUCAUAGAGCCUUGAGCGAACCACAGUAUGAGAGUUCCUCGGACAAUACCUCCCUGAAAGCCGUUGCUGCUUCAUUCAGCGUCCCGAUGUUCUCGUCCCACAGCAUAUGGCCUCAAUUCACCCUGUUCGAGAAGCUUCCGAUGGAGCUUCAGCACAUGAUAUGGUGGUUUGCCCUGCCUGGUCCACGAGCAGUCCAUUUCAAGAUCUCCGGCACCAGAGGUCACGGCUUCGCAAUCGCUUCUGAGCUCGCCAUCGCGAAAGUGAAGGUCACUACAAGCAUCCCAGGAGUGCUUCAUGCAGUCCGAGAUUCUCGUGCAAUUGCCCUGAAGCACUACCAACUCGCCUUCGAAGACCAUCCCAGAGUCCAAACUAUGUUUUUCAAUUACGAUCACGACUAUCUCCACAUCAGCCCCCUACUUCUGGAGGCUCUAUUCGCUGGCGCUGCCAUGGAAGCGGUGCGAGAGCAGACUUUGACUAAGAUCCGGAAUUUGAUCAUUGGCCCUUAUUGUCAACUUCAUCACCAUGAGCUAGAUGUGCUUCAAGUCAAGUUCUUUCGCUCUCUCAAGCACGUCAUCCUGCCACACAGAUACCCAUUGGGAGAUCUUCGCAGAUUUCGAAAGGAGAAUGCAGGUAUUCAAUAUUUCAAGCAUGCCCGUUGUACCAAGAAUGUCAACUUGCGUGGCAUGGAUGUUGAGUACAAGACCAUGGUACAGAUCAGAGAACUGUCGCGAGCCAUGAGAAGAGGCAAUUAGUUUCUGUGAUGGAUGGCAAGGUUAAAAGCCCGCAAGCGUUGAAUUGUGUUCUUGCAAAAAC